AUGACACGUUACUUUGCUCCAAAUCGUGAACGAAAUCCAGAUUCAUAUAACAUAUUGUCUUCAAGUUCUCGCUUGACCGAAGAAAAAGACGUAAAAGAUAUGGUAACUGAGACUCCAGUAGAAUUGAGACCAGGAUUGGAUGUUUUAAUUAGAAAGUGCAAAGAUAACAAUAUACCAUUCUUGAUAUUUUCAGCUGGAAUUGCUAAUGUCAUUGAAGAAGUUCUUACCACGAGAAACCUCUAUCAUCGUAAUAAUAUGCAUAUCAUAUCUAAUCAAAUGGGAUUUAAUUCAGAAACCGGAAUAUGUGAUCAUUUUAAAGUACCUCUGAUUCACAUAUUCAACAAAAGUGAGAUUAUAAUCAAGAACAGUCCUUAUUACACUACUAUCAAGAAUCGUGGGAACGUUAUUUUACUGGGUGAUUCUAUUGGUGACAUCCAUAUGGCGGACGGAAUUCAACACAAUAUUUGUUUAACCGUUGGCUUUUUAAAUCAUAAUGUUGAGGAUUAUAUAAAUACUUAUUUAGAAACGUUCGAUAUUGUUGUAGUUGAUGAUGGACCAAUGGAUACAAUAGCAUUUCAGAAUGUAAUUUACAAAACAACUAGAAAGUAUCCAACAGUUUCACCUGCGUCAAAUAUUUACGCUAAUAAAGGCAAUCAAUCAACAUCUCUGAGUGCUAUUUACAGAUUACCGUCAUGGUCAACAAUCUUUUCAUCUACGUCAAAACAUGCAAAUGACAAUAGUAUCAUUUCAACAAGAGGAUUUAAUCCAAAAACUUUUAAUUGCAAACCACCGAACUAUGAAAUUUGGACUAGUACAGAAAUCAGUAAUCGCCGUUUGGAUAAGGCUUUUUGGGAUAAAGCAGAUAAAGGUCCAAUUUAUUUAUUUUUUAGUGUUAAUGCUAGUUAUGUUAAUGGACGUUUCUGUGGUAUGGCAGAAAUGCUUACUCCUGUAGAUUAUACAAGUUCUUAUUCUGUUUUGGAGAAAGACAAAGGGUGGGGUUGGGGUGUGAUUAAAGUUAAAUGGAUUUUUGUUAAAGAUAUUCCCAAUGGCCAGUUGAGACAUAUUAGAGUAGGAAAUAACGAAAAUAAACCCAUUACUAAUAGUCGUGAUACUCAGGAACUUUAUUCUGAACCUGGUCGCAAUAUGGUGAAAAUAUUUUUCGAUUAUCGUAGUAAAACAUCAAUAUUAAAUGAUUCUAAAUUUUAUGAUAAACGUCAAGUAAAAAUGCAAAGAUUGAUUGCACAACAGAGAUCAGCGAGUCCUGAA
This is a messenger RNA of Dentiscutata erythropus, 1266 nucleotides long. The record is from the annotation of a GenBank genome assembly. NCBI's taxonomy places the organism in Eukaryota, Fungi, Glomeromycota, Glomeromycetes, Diversisporales, Gigasporaceae.